AUGCUUACAUGGAAGGGGGACGAGCGCACAGCAAGGAUACGGGAGGCACUUGGCCGAGACCAUGAAUUUGUUUUUGUGAAUGGCACGGUGCCAACCGAUCCAGACGUCGGCGCCGAGGCAAUUGCUGACGAGUUCUUCGGGUACCUUGCGCACAAUCUAGAACAGGAUCAGUAUCUUUGUGAUAAUAUGGUAGAAUUCGUGGAGAGCCACGGGCCAUUUGACGGGUUAAUGGGGUUCUCCGAAGGUGGAACAGUGGCGGCUAUGAUGCUGCUACAGGAUGCAAGACACUGCUCUUUCGGUGGACUAAAAUGUGCUGUAUUUUUCUCUGCUUGCCAACCAUUCGACCCUGACCUUGUCCGAUCUGGUACAAUCAGACAAGCAGAUCCAGACAAAGAUGGAGUGCUGUUCGCCAUUCCGACCGUUCACAUUUGGUCCCGCACGGCUGGGGUUGAGGAGAUUAAAGUCCACGAGUCUCUGUCACAACUUUGUGAUGAAAAAGUAAGAGAAGUGUUUCUUCACGACGUGCCGGGAUCGAAAUCGGAGAAGGGGUUGGCUGGAACACUUCGAGCAAUCGAGCAUGUUGUUGCGAAUGCUAUGGAUGAGUGA
Hypoxylon trugodes is the source of this 606-nucleotide messenger RNA. RefSeq lists its product as uncharacterized. Gene Ontology annotation, cellular component: cytoplasm; nucleus. Bases 1 to 606 code for a protein of 201 amino acids. Lineage: Eukaryota; Fungi; Ascomycota; Sordariomycetes; Xylariales; Hypoxylaceae. The transcript is spliced from 3 exons. The record is from RefSeq and is a predicted model, not a curated record.